Molecule: messenger RNA, 1114 nt
Organism: Salvia hispanica
Lineage: Eukaryota; Viridiplantae; Streptophyta; Magnoliopsida; Lamiales; Lamiaceae
Biological process (GO): positive regulation of transcription by RNA polymerase II
Cellular component (GO): nucleus
Molecular function (GO): transcription coactivator activity
Source: RefSeq, a predicted model, not a curated record
AAACAUAGUCCUAAACUCCUAAUAAAUUCGAUUCUCAUAAUUCUUCUUUCUAUACUUGAUUAUGAUUAUAUAGAGUAGUAGUAGUAUUUCAGUAGUUAAAGUAGAAUUUGAUUUUGGAAAUCAUAGCUGAAUUCGGAGCUUUAGGGUUUAAAGUUUUGGGGGGUUUUAGAAAUUUUGAGCAAACGAAGCCAAAAACAAGAUGAGCAAAAUGCCGCCUAACACGCCGCCGUCGAUGCCCCUCAAUCUCGUCUCCACCGAGCAGAUUCAGAAGUAUUUGGACGAGAACAAAAACUUGAUAAUGGCGAUACUGGAAUUCCAGAAAGUGGGGAAAGUUGCUGAAUGUGCUCAGUAUCAGGCCGUACUUCAGAAAAACUUGAUGUAUUUAGCAGCAAUUGCUGAUGCCCAACCUCCAGGAUCUUCGACACCCUCACAAUUGCAGAUGGCAACUAGCUCGAUGGCACCACGAGGAGAUUCACAUAUGCAGCAGAGUCAGGCAUCAACAGUGCACCACCAGCAACAGCAGCAGCAGCAACAACAGCAACAUCAACAGCAACAGCAACAGCAACCCAAAUUGCCUUUCCAGCUGAAUGCACUCCGCCCUCAAGAUCAGCAUAAUCAAAUGCUACAGUUUCAACAACAGCAACUACAGAUGCAACAAGGCCAUUUCAAUCUUGCAGGGGGUGCUAAUAAUGGUUUGCAUAUGCUUAUGCACCCCAGCCAUGGUAAUGCCAAUAUGAUGGACUUGAGAGGAAACCACUCUGGCACCUUGGAGGCAAGUUCUGGCAACGCCCAAGGUAACUCUGGUUUGGGACGUGAUGGCAGAGAAUGAUGGUUGUGUCAUGUGAGUUUGAACCUGAGCUAGAACACUGAAGAGAAAUCCGUUCGUUACCAAUCAAAACGUUUCUAGUAGUGUUCUGUGGGAGUCCUGCAGCAUUGCGUUUUGUCAUGCAGAUAACGAGCAUGUUUUUGAUGUGGAAAAUUUUCCCAUUUCUAGAUGGAUGGCUUGCUUUUAUGCAUGUUACACAAGCUCAAAUAUGUCUGUGUACUAAGAAACUUGUUUUUAAUUUGCAGAAACUUUUCUACAUGCAAUAUAUAACUCAAUGUCGACACUCAA